AUGUCAACCCCUCCGCCUGCCGAAAAGAAGACCGUGUCUGAUCAACCCCUGGUGACACCUGCGGCUGCUGCCCAUCAUGAUUGCCUCGCUCGUCGCCACCAGCAGCUGCGACAGGGGGACAAUCAACAUCAGGAUGAACAGGCCCCGUCGCCCUCCCGUGCUGAAUCGCCGUCUGCUUAUCAAUGGUCCCUACCCACUUCCUCUUCCGCUCCUCCUUUAAAGAAACACCCGAAGCACCCUCCCGAACUGGAGAGACUCACUCGUCCUCAUCGCUCCCGCAGUCCCCAGCUCUCGGAACGAGAUAGCAUCUUUGCGACCAAUUACUUGCCCUCUGACAGUGAAGCACAAGCUUUGUCCUCUCUACCUUCCCGCGAUGACGACAACAGUCGUCCGGCCGGUGUGAGCUCCAAGCUCGGACAGCAAAAUGCACCAUCUCCCGUCUCAAUUUCUGUUCCCACCACUUCCAAGGUCCUUCCCCUUCGUCCUCAUCGCGGCGAGGCCGCCCGCAUGGAAGUUGACGUUGACAGAAGUUCCUAUCACUCCUCUCAGUUGCGUCCUCCCUUCCUGUCGCCACCCGUUAGCACUCAUGCCGCCUUGCUGUCCGCCACUGGUACCGGGGAUCGACCUCGGGGCUCCGAUGACCUCGACUCCGUAGCAGAGCUCGCAUCAUCCAUUCCAAUCCCAGGAAAUCUGCAAUCCCGAUCCCAUGAGUCAGGUACGAAAUCCGCCCCACCUCCAGAGGAUCCGUGGUCGGUCGAUCGUCCUGCCGUUCGGUCUUCCGCCAUCAGCUCUCCAUCGUCGGGACCAUUGGGCACGACUCAGGUACCGGAAGAACGUGGGGACCCGCGGGAUUUCCCGUGGGAUGGUCGUGACGAGGUGCAAAACAAGGUUAAGCGGAGUUCGAGUCGGGGUCGGCGUGGUAUGGUGGAACACUCAAUUGAGGCGAACUUGGCAAACGCGGAACCUGCAUCGCAUGUGCGCAGCCGCAAGUCUAGCCAUUAUCUGGGCUUGUUUAAAGAGAAUACCACAACCUCACCAGACCGGAAGAGGAACCAGGACCGCGGUUGGAAAACCGAGGAGCCGUGGGUGAUGUCAGACGAGGUCGCGUUGGAGGCACCUCCCGGUUCUGGGGCAUGGCCAUCCGAAAAAGCCGCCAAGCGAAGGAGCUCCAAGAGUCUGUCCCAUCCGUCAUUUGUUGCUGAUGCACCAGUGACCAUUGAACCUUCGUCACGGACCGACAGCCAUCCGCAGGCCCAGACGGAUGAUCUGGUCAAGUAUCAAUACAGAGCGUUGCCUCGCAACUUAUUGGAGGAAAUUCGAAACUUUCAUUUGACCCCCGGUGGUGCACGGGGUUCCUCAUUCUCUAAGAGCAUCCCGACCCAGUACACAGAAGGCGGUCGAGAGUACGCUCGGGAGCCGGUCUCAGGGGACGAGGCAGCCUCACCUGAUGCGUUUAGAGUGCAACGUCGUGGCUCCUCUCAAUUUGAAGAUGAGGAGGAAGAAAAAGAACAGAUUUCGUCUGCUUUGUACUUCCCUCAUGAGCGCGUGACAGUGUCGGACGAAGUUGACCCGUACAAGGCUCAUGCGAACGAUCAGGAUAGUCUCAAACAUUUUGAAGUAUCAACACCUGACACUGGUCCAAUCCUGCUGCCGGGCAAGGGCCAUGAUGUUCUUCCGGGUGAUCAGGAGGUGAACCAUGUCGAUAUCUCUCUCCGCUCUAAAAAUGACAGUAGAAUCUUGCACGGCGAUCUACAAGAUCUACAAGCCCCUCUAGAAGAAGAGAUAAAUGACAAAGCUUUGACUACCAUCUCCGAACGCAGCCAUGACUACUCCACCUGUGAAUCCGAACUUGCUUCUGAAGACGAAAGUGGAUUGUCGACCCAUGAGGAGUCGAGCGUCACGGAAGAUGAUGCCGCCGCCGCCGACAUAACGCCCACCGCAACUCCCACUCAGCGAAACCGGUAUCUGCGGCAGGGACGUAAGCAUGGCAAGGCCGCCCCGGUGGGUGCUGUCGAAUUAAAGCCUUAUCGGCAUCAAGUUGGUGGGCAUACGACGGUGUUUCGUUUCUCCAGGCGUGCUGUAUGCAAGCAACUGAACAAUAGGGAAAAUGAGUUCUACGAACGCAUCGAGCGCAGGCAUCCAGAGAUGCUGAUGUUUCUUCCAAGAUACAUCGGGGUCUUGAAUGUCACCUUUUCCAAAGGUUCCAAACGUCACAAGUCGCAUCCUGAGGGCCAACCUGAGCAUACAGACAACGAAACCGCCAAGGAUGAGCAACCUGCCAAGCAAGCAGCCGCGAAUGGUGCGCAGCCCCCCGAAAAUGGGGAGCCGCAGCGGAUCUUCAGCCACAGCCAGAAACAGGCGCCCGGCGUCACACCGAAAGUGAUUCUCGAGAAUAAUCGUCACAUCAUCCCAGUCGAUCUCUUCUCCAGCCACCACCAGAGACCUCGAACUGCGGACGCGACCACUCUCUCCUCUAAGCCCCGCUUCCCCACUGGCAAUGAAUUGCGGGGCCGUCUGCCGUUGAAGACGAGCAUUGAAGAGCAAAACCCUCCCGAGACGUCGAUCUCGAAACGGCCCAAUAUCAGUUGGGGUGCAACUACUGUCAACCGGAAAUUGCAGGAGCAGGUUCUUCGAGAAGUCUUCAGCCCUCCUGCCAUCCAUCACCAUCGACGACAUCCCCGAGGUCGCUUAAUCAUGCCUAGAACCACCUCAGAUAGUGGCCGUCGACGGGCUAAUCUUUCGGAGGAUCACACUGCGAGUAGCCGUCGUAUCGCACCGGAAUCCAAUGAGCCUCAACGCUCGGAUGCCAUCGACAUUGCGAUUAAAUCCGAUGAGGUCCCAGGGCUGUCAUCGUCGGCCUCAACCGCGCUGGAUGCGACCAAAAACCGUCUCGAGCAGAUCCGAGCAGAAGAGGGACAGCCACGCACCAGUUCUCUGAACAGACACCGGCAGAUGCGGCGGCGACAUUCGGGAAGUGGUCUGCAAAGACGAGGCAGCUUGGACAGCAAGCCCGGCGAUCUCGUCUUUUUCGACGAUGAUGGCUACGGUGGAGAUCAAGAGGAUGAAAUUUUUGCCAUGGAAGGCGAUGCUCCAAUGGCAUCGGAUCGUCCUGCGGCCAAGCCGUCCGCCCCAAGUGCACCGGAAGUUCCUCUCCUUGGUGGUAAUGUACAUCAUGCACCUCCAGCGAUCUCAGAACCACCACCCAAGCCUCCUCUCCCCCCUCAAAUGAAAGAAGAUGGCCGUUUCUACCUUCCGACCAAUCCGAAGGAAGCACAAACCAUGAAGGAUGAAAGAGUCCAAUACUUUUUGCUGCUUGAGGAUCUCACCGCCGGAAUGAACAAACCUUGCGUGCUGGAUCUGAAGAUGGGAACACGUCAAUACGGGAUGGAAGCUGAUGAGAAGAAGCAGAAGUCACAACGGCGCAAGUGCCAGACUACGACUUCUCAACAGCUGGGAGUGCGACUCUGUGGCAUGCAGACCUGGAACGUCAAGAAACAGGAUUAUACUUUUGAAGACAAGUAUUUCGGACGCGAUCUGAGAUCCGGUCGCGAAUUCCAGGAUGCUCUAACCCGUUUCCUCUACGAUGGUAUCAGCCACGGAAGUGUGGCCAAGAAAAUUCCGAUCAUUCUGGAGAAGCUUUCGAAAUUGGAGAACAUCAUUCGCAAACUGAAAAGCUAUCGCCUGUACGCUAGCAGCCUUCUGAUUCUGUACGAUGGUGAACUGAGCCCAUUCGACACAGCUCCUCAUACUCAAGGUCCUCAGCAUCAAUCCGGAAACAAACGGCCUGGUUUGCAACGUAAUGCUUCGGACGAUGGGCAUAACAACUUGAACGUUCAUCUCAAGAUUGUCGACUUUGCCAACUGCGUGACUGGCGAAGACGAAUUGCCUCCAAGUGCUCGAUGUCCACCUCAGCACCCCCAUGACAUUGACCGUGGUUAUUUGCGUGGUCUGCGCUCACUCAAAACGUACUUUCGACGUAUCUUGAAGGAGAUCACUCACGACGACUACUUGGAACGGGGUGAAAAUGAGGCCAUUGCCCUUGGUACUCGGGUCACGAAUCACGACGAUAUUUCUGACCGGGGCUGGGAUGAGGCGAUGGACAACGAUCCUGGUGAAGUCAGUGUUUGA
Molecule: messenger RNA, 4128 nt
Organism: Aspergillus glaucus CBS 516.65
Lineage: Eukaryota; Fungi; Ascomycota; Eurotiomycetes; Eurotiales; Aspergillaceae
Product: inositol polyphosphate kinase KCS1
Exons: 2
Coding region: 1-4128 (1375 amino acids)
Biological process (GO): inositol phosphate biosynthetic process; phosphatidylinositol phosphate biosynthetic process
Cellular component (GO): cytoplasm; nucleus
Molecular function (GO): inositol hexakisphosphate kinase activity
Source: RefSeq, a predicted model, not a curated record